This is a messenger RNA of Maniola jurtina (meadow brown), 1092 nucleotides long. Its product is annotated as retinol dehydrogenase 11-like. The transcript has 2 exons. NCBI's taxonomy places the organism in Eukaryota, Metazoa, Arthropoda, Insecta, Lepidoptera, Nymphalidae. Bases 45 to 842 code for a protein of 265 amino acids. The record is from RefSeq and is a predicted model, not a curated record.
AAAUUGCAAUAAAGUCUUAUUUAUAUCGCACACAAGUUCCAAGAAUGUCGUCUGUACUUCUAGUCACGUUAGGUUUUAUUGUUAAAUUCGUUGGUGGUGUCUUAUUACUAGUGUUUACAUUCUUUGUUGGAUUACGACUGUGGGUGGAACCGUUCAAACAGAGGUGCAAGUGUAAAAGGCAACUACAUGGAAAAGUCGCUCUAGUUACUGGUGGAAAUUCCGGGAUUGGAUUCGAGACGGCAAAGGAUUUAGCGAAAAGAGGAGCUAGAGUCGUAAUCGCCAGCCGAAACGACAAGAAAUCAGCGAAAGCCGUUGCUAUAAUUAAAGAAGCAACGGGCAACAAUGAUGUCGAAUACAGACAUCUUGAUUUAGCGAAAUUCGAUAAUAUUAGAGAAUUUGCCAAGAAUUUUAAUAAGGACUUCGAUCGGUUGGAUAUUUUAGUCAAUAACGCUGGUUGUGGAGAAAUUAAAGAGGCAAAAACAGAACACGGGAUAGAUUUUCUGAUGCAGAUAAACUACAUUGGUCCAUUUCUGCUCACCCAGUUAUUACUAGAUAAACUCGUAGUAUCGAAACCGAGUAGAAUCGUAAUGGUAUCGUCCUUCCUCCACGCUCAUGCAAGCUUGGUUCCUGAAGAGAUAACUUAUGCUAAACCAGUGAACUCAUAUAUCCGUUAUGCCAGAACUAAACUCUGCAAUAUAUUAUGGGCCAAGGAAUUGGCUAAAAGAGUCCCUAAGGGUGUGACGAACCCCCGAAGAAGGUGCCCAGACGACCAUACAUUUAUGUGUAUCCCCAAACUUAGAAAAUUCGACUGGUGGUUAUUUUCUAAACUGCAAAAAAGUUAAACCAUCUAAAAACGCGGAAGAUAGUGAUUUAGCAAGAAGAUUAUGGGAUGCAAGCAUAUCUAUCAUAAAUAAAUACUAAGUUGAGACUAUCAACAUAAAUAUAAGUGCAUCAAAUUUUAAUCUUUAAACACUGUUAAAUAGUUCUUGAUGGUCUUAGUAAUUAUUUUAAUGAUGUGAUUUUAAUGAUAAACGCAAUAAACUUAUGAAUACAUAAUACUUACCUACUUAAUAAAGUUGUUAAAUAUUUUAA